AUGCCUGCUUUCAGUCUACCAAGUCUCAGCAGUAACCAGCUUCUGCCAAGCCUCAGCAGUAUCCUGUGUCUGCCAAGCCUCAGCACUAACCUGCGUCUGCCAAGCCUCAGCAGUAACCUGCAUCUGCCAAGCCUCAGCAGUAACCAGUAUCUGCCAAGCCUCAGCAUAACCAGCUUCUGCCAAGCCUUACCAGUAACCAGCUUCUGCCAACCCUCAAUAGUAACCUGCGUAUGCCAAGCCUCAACAGUAACCAGCUUCUACCAAGCUACAGCAGUAACCUGCUUCUACCAAGCCUCAGCGGUUAUAUGUUCUGUGCCAAGCCUUAGCAGUAACCAACUUCAGCCAGGCCUCAGCAGUAACCAACUUCAGCCAAGCCUCAGAAGAAACCAGCUUCUGCAAAGUCUCAGAAGUAUCCAGCUUCUGCCAAGCCUCAGCAGUAACCAGCUUCUGCCAAGCCUCAGCAGAAACCAAGCCACAGCAGUAACCUGUGUCUGCCAAGCCUCAGCAGUAACCAGCUUCUACCAAGCUACAGCAGUAACAUGCCUCUGCCAAGCCUCAGCCGUAACCAAGCCUCAGCAUCACAGCAGUAACCUGCUUCUGCCAAGCCUCAGCAGUAACCUGCUUCUGCCAUGCCUUAGCAGUAACCAGCUUCUGCCAAGCCUCAGCAGUACCCAGCUUCUACCAAGCCACAUCAGUAAAAUGCCUCUGCCAACCUUUAGCACAGUAACCAGCUUCUGCCAAGCCUCAGCAGCACCCAGCUUCUACCAAGCUACAGCAGUAACCUGUGUCUACCAAGCCUCAGCAGUAAUAUGUUCUGUACCAAGCCUCAGCAGUAACCUGCUUCUGCCAAGCCUCAGCAGUAACCAAUUUCAGCCAAGCCUCAGGAGUAAUUUGCCUCUGCCAAGCCUCAGCAGUAACCAGCUUCUGCCAAGCCACAUCAGUAACAUGUCUCUGCCAACCCUCAGCAGUAACCAGCUUCUACCAAGCUACAGCAGUAAUGUGCAUCUGCCAAGCCUCAACAGUAACCAGCUUCUACCAAGUCUCAGCAGUAACCAGCUUCUGCCAAGCCACAACAGUAACCAGCUUCUGCCAAGCCACAGCAGUAACCUGUUUCUGACAAGCUUCAGAAGUUACCUGCUCCUAUCAAACUAUAGCCGUAACCUGCUCCUACCAAGCCACAACACUCUAGCAGUAACCUGUUCUCUACCAAGCUCUAUCAGUAACCUGUAUCUGCCAAGCCUCAGCAGUACCCUGCUUCUGCCAAGCCUCAGCAGUAACCUGCUUCUACCAAGCUACAGCAGUAACAUGCCUCUGCCAAGCCUCAGCAGUAACCAGCUUCUGCCAAGACUCAGCAGUAACCAGCUUCUGCCAUUACUCAGCAGUAACCAGAUUCUGCCAAGCCUCAGCAGUAACCAGCUUCUGCCAAUCCUCAGCAGUAACCAGCUUCUGCCAAGCCUCAUCACCUCAGCAGUAACCAACUUCAAACAAGCCUUAGCAGUAAUUUGCAUCUGCCAAGCCUCAGCAGUAACCAUCUUCAGCCAAGCCUCAGCAGUAACAGGCCUCUGCCAAGCCUCAACAGUAACCAGCUUCUACCAAGCUUCAGCAGUAACCUGUUUUGUGUCAAACCUCAGCAGUAACCAGCUUCUGCCAACCCUCAGCAUUAAUCUACUUCUGCCAAGCCUCAGCAGUAACCAGCUUCUGCCAAGCCUCAGCACUUACCAGCUUCUGCCAAGCCACAGCAGUAACCUGCUUCUACCAAGCUUUAGAAGUAAUGUGUAUCUGCCAAGCCUCAGCAGUAACCAGCUUCUGCCAAGCCAUAGCAUUAACCAGCUUCUGCCAAGACUCAGCAGUAACCUGUUUUUGACAAGCAUCAGCAGUAACCAGCUUCAGCCAAGCCUCAGCAGUAACAUGCCUCUGCCAAGACUCAGCAGUAACCUGCAUCUACUAAGCAUCAGCAGUAACCUACAUCUACCAAGCCACAACAGUAACCAGCUUCUGCCAAGCCACAACAGCAACCAGCUUCUGCCAAGACUCAGCAUUUACCUGUUUCUGCCAAGCAUCAGCAGUUAUCUGCUCCUACCAAACCACAACAGUAACCUGUUAUGUGCCAUGCUCCAGCAGUAA
Messenger RNA from Bombina bombina (fire-bellied toad), 2124 nucleotides. RefSeq lists its product as uncharacterized. The record is from RefSeq and is a predicted model, not a curated record. Lineage: Eukaryota; Metazoa; Chordata; Amphibia; Anura; Bombinatoridae. Bases 1 to 2124 code for a protein of 707 amino acids. The transcript has 6 exons.